AUGAAGCUGACCAGUGUAAAUAUUGAGAAAUUACUUUCCUCAUUUGGUGACAAAAAUUCUUCAUGCCGACAAGAUAAGACUCCUUUACCAGCUAAUCGAACCAGCGAUUCUAAUAUGCAUACGGGACAAGAAUUUUUUUGUUCACCACAUCACGGUCUUUGUUAUGUCCACUUCUUUCGAAAUGCUACACAUUGGGAAGCUGAAGAAUUGUGUCGGUCAAUCGGUGGUAAUAUAGCUAAGAUGCAUUCUGAUGAAGAAAGUUUAUUUCUUACUGCAAAGAUUAAAGCAAAUUUCCACUUACCUGGAGUAAAAACAAUUCGUGGGGAUGAUUAUAUUUUUCCAAGGAAUAUGCCAACUUAUGCACGUUGGGUAUGUCGAAGAGAAAAUAUCCCUGGCGAAUGUAUUGGAAGUGUUACAAGAAGAGCGCUGUGGAAACCGAUUGACUGUAAUACUCCACUCACUGUGUUAUGUGGAUUUGAUUAG
Trichobilharzia szidati is the source of this 483-nucleotide messenger RNA. The record is from the annotation of a GenBank genome assembly. NCBI's taxonomy places the organism in Eukaryota, Metazoa, Platyhelminthes, Trematoda, Strigeidida, Schistosomatidae.